CUUUCGGAUUCUCGCUCGCAAUAAUGGCGCGGGGCAAGUUGAUCGUGUUCGAGGGGCUCGACCGAGCGGGCAAGACGACGCAAUGCCAGAUGCUCGUCGAGGCGUUGCAGAAGGACGGGCAGAAGGUUCUGUUCAUGCGGUUCCCUGAUCGCACGACGCCAAUCGGGCAGAUGAUCAAUAGCUACCUCAGCGGCGAGAGCGAGCAGGACGACCACGUGAUCCAUCUCCUCUUCAGCGCAAACCGGUGGGAAGCCGUCCCCAAAAUAAGAGCAGCAAUCCAGGCCGGCACAACGGUGGUGCUCGACCGCUACUACUACUCUGGCAUCGUCUACUCGGCCGCCAAACAGAACCCGUCGCUCCCGCUCUCCUGGUGCCGAGCCCCCGACGUCGGCCUGCCGCGGCCAGACGUCGUCUUGUUCCUGCACAUCUCGCCCGAGGCCGCGGCGCAGAGAGGCGGCUACGGGACGGAGAGGUACGAGAAAAAGGCCAUGCAGGACCGCGUGAGAGAGCUGUUUGAGCAAGUAAGGGCGCAGAGUGAGGGUGAGGAUUUCGUCGUCGUUGAUGCGGGGGGAAGUGUUGAGGAUGUGGGGAGGGAGAUUUGGGGGAAGACGGGGGAGGUUGUCAAGCGGGUUGAUGGCGAGGGAGGGGAGUUGAGGACGGUCGGCGAGUGGUAGCAGAGGGGGAGAAAUGAAAUGUUCCAUGCAUGACAGACUCUGUAGUCGCCGUUGCCAUGUUCGAGUGUGCCGAAG
This is a messenger RNA of Didymella exigua CBS 183.55, 749 nucleotides long. RefSeq names its product thymidylate kinase. Lineage: Eukaryota; Fungi; Ascomycota; Dothideomycetes; Pleosporales; Didymellaceae. The record is from RefSeq and is a predicted model, not a curated record. Gene Ontology annotation, biological process: dUDP biosynthetic process; dTTP biosynthetic process; dTDP biosynthetic process. The transcript is spliced from 3 exons. The coding region runs from base 24 to 674 and encodes 216 amino acids. Gene Ontology annotation, cellular component: cytosol; cytoplasm; nucleus. Gene Ontology annotation, molecular function: dTMP kinase activity; ATP binding.